AUGGCGGGAGAUACUGAACUCAAUGUUGAUAAUUUGAUAGCACGAUUACUGGAAGUACGCGGAUGUCGACCGGGAAAAAUUGUUCAAAUGACGGAGGGUGAAGUACGUGGAUUAUGUUUGAAGUCUCGCGAAAUAUUCCUUAGUCAACCAAUUUUACUUGAACUUGAAGCACCAUUAAAAAUUUGCGGUGAUAUUCAUGGACAAUAUACUGAUUUACUACGUUUAUUUGAAUAUGGUGGAUUUCCACCUGAAUCAAAUUAUUUAUUUCUUGGCGAUUAUGUUGAUCGUGGAAAACAAUCACUUGAAACAAUUUGUUUAUUACUAGCUUAUAAGAUAAAAUAUCCAGAAAAUUUUUUUCUUUUACGUGGAAAUCAUGAAUGUGCUUCGAUUAAUCGAAUUUAUGGAUUUUAUGAUGAAUGCAAACGUCGUUAUAAUAUUAAACUAUGGAAAACAUUUACCGAUUGUUUUAAUUGUUUACCAAUUGCUGCUAUAAUUGAUGAAAAAAUCUUUUGCUGCCACGGAGGUUUAUCUCCCGACCUUCAAACCAUGGAGCAAAUUCGACGAAUUAUGCGUCCAACAGAUGUUCCUGAUACUGGUUUAUUAUGUGAUUUGUUAUGGUCUGAUCCGGAUAAAGAAACUCAAGGCUGGGGUGAAAAUGAUCGUGGUGUUUCAUUUACAUUCGGCGCUGAUGUUGUAGCUAAAUUUUUAAAUAGACAUGAUAUGGAUUUAAUUUGUCGAGCUCAUCAAGUCGUCGAAGAUGGUUAUGAAUUUUUUGCUAAACGUCAAUUAGUUACAUUGUUUUCAGCACCUAAUUAUUGUGGUGAAUUCGAUAAUGCUGGUGGAAUGAUGUCUGUUGAUGAAACACUUAUGUGUUCAUUUCAAAUUUUGAAACCAAGUGAGAAAAAAGCUAAAUAUCAAUAUGGUGGUCUUAAUAGUGGUCGACCAUUGACACCGCCACGUGCACCAACUACAGCUCCGCCUCAAACUCAGCCUAAAGCCAACAAAAAAUGA
Messenger RNA from Rotaria sp. Silwood2, 1011 nucleotides. Lineage: Eukaryota; Metazoa; Rotifera; Eurotatoria; Philodinida; Philodinidae. The record is from the annotation of a GenBank genome assembly.